This is a messenger RNA of Necator americanus (New World hookworm), 597 nucleotides long. RefSeq lists its product as uncharacterized. The coding region runs from base 1 to 597 and encodes 198 amino acids. The transcript is spliced from 4 exons. NCBI's taxonomy places the organism in Eukaryota, Metazoa, Nematoda, Chromadorea, Rhabditida, Ancylostomatidae. The record is from RefSeq and is a predicted model, not a curated record.
AUGCUUUUGUUGCUGAUAGCCAUGCCGACAAUGGGACUUUGUGCACAGCACCUCUUUGACGCGGACGCUCCAGCGAGGGUACUCGAUGCUUUUCCUGUCGAACCGCCACCGACUGAGCUGUACGAUCCUACACCGUCUUCGUCCAAUUGCAAAAUGAACCCCACAGAAACAACCACUUUGGAAGCGGUUACAAAGUCAUGCGAGAACGCCAAAGACGCAAUUGCUUCUUUCUUCAAAAAAUCGGCUGAAAAUGCAGGAACUACCAUGCACUUCAUUUACCGCAAGUUCCGCGAACUUAUUGGAUGGAAUGGGAACGAGCACUGCCAGAGAGAUAAUCAAUCUCCUACGCCCAAUUCUGAGAACCUCAGCUUUGAAAUGGACAACACCUUGGUUAUGCUGGAGAAAACAAAAGAUGAUGACAACGUAAAGAAGUCUGCAGAUAAUCAGAACGAAAAUGGUCGUGAUGUUAUAAUUGAAAGUACCGAUCCAAGGGGACAGAAAUACCCGAAUCGUCCAAUAAGAUUUCUGGAAAAAGUAGAGCAGCUGAAUGCGGAACUCCAAAAUGAUUUGACCGUGAUGGAGGACACCAUUAAAUAA